Porites lobata is the source of this 5742-nucleotide messenger RNA. Lineage: Eukaryota; Metazoa; Cnidaria; Anthozoa; Scleractinia; Poritidae. The record is from the annotation of a GenBank genome assembly.
GUCCAUCGUAAGAUUUCAAGUCUGAGAUCUUUCUGUCAAUACAACUAAGCAAACUCGCAGAAGUCAGCUAGCAGAAGUCCUAAACGGAAGUUUUAUUAUUGAUUCUUGAGAGGGCGUGUCUGAGAGCGAUUGACGACCAAUGCUUGCAUGUACCUCUAUUAGUAAGGUAGGGUAAAUCUUUAUUAUAUUAAAGCAAGAAUUAUGCGUCGAUACGUCCUUUACAAUUUCCUUAACGCUUUGAAUAGCAAUCAGUUCCAACCGUUUAGGAAAACAUAUUCUUGUAUCACAAAAUUAAUCACCCGACUCGAUCUCGCAUAUCUCCAACCACUCAAAAAGCUACUACAAAGUGUAACGGCUCAUUCGCGUAUGAAUUUUAGGUAAUGUUCAAAAUACAAUCACUGACGUGUUUUAUUCCAAUGCCCAUAUACACUACCGUCCUGAGUUUCAGUCCGCUUUGGUCGAUGUGUAAUCGAGAAUAUUCGAUCUCAAAACUUUGAAUAAGUAUUGCAGUAGAUAUAUUCUCUAGACGGUUUUCUGUCCCUAAAGCCUGAGCGAAUGUCGUGAGCCAGUGAAUACAGGGCAUAUACCUGAAUCCAAAAAGUAUUUUUUGCGUUAAUUCAGAUGUGCUGAAAUAAUUACUUUCUUAAGCAACUUCAUUUACACGUUAAUUGACAAUGUUUACUGACGUCGAAACUGCUGGUAUCACAAAAAGCAGGGACUAGCUUGAUUUUUAAUUCUUUUUUGGAACGUUGAAGGUCCAAAAUUUUGACUUGAUCAGCAGACAUGUUUCAAAUUCUUUACUUUUUUUUGUUUUUUUUUUUUUGGAACGUUGCUAAAAAGUCCAAAAUUUUGAUAACAGGAUAAGUUUUGAAUCAGCAGACAUGAAUUUCAAAUGAUAAUAUUCAACGACUUUUUUUUAAAAUAUUGUUCGGAGAAGCAAAUAUUUUUUUUACGCUAGAUGACGGUUGGAUGUUAAAGUAGUUUAAUAAUUUAAUCCCCAGGUUGGCUAUUUUUCGUAAUAAAAGGAAACCUAAAUUUUCGGGUUAAAAAUUUUAUGUAGAGAAGAAUUAGAAAAAAUGUAAAACGUUAAAUUGAAUCUACAAUUUUCGGGAAAGGAUGGAGCCCUGAUAGUUUCGAACAGAAUCAAACCUAAGAUGAAAAGAUAAUAAUUUUAUCCUAUAACGUUCCAUAAAAGUUCUCGGAUAGUAAAAAGUGUUUUUAAAUGUGUGUAAAUGCCCCUGAUAUGGGGCAAAGCUUAUUCAAAAUUUUUAGUAUUGUCUAAAGAAAGGUUAAAUGUGUAGCAGAAAAUUACAAUUUGUAAAUACAACAGCGGCCAGUCCAUGCUAAUAUUCUAAGAACUGCAAUAUUUUAUUGUAUUUUCAAUAAUUGUCUUACUAGAAUCGAUUAGCGACCUAUAGGUUGACAAUUUUGGAAUGGUUUUACAAUUAGCUGAAAACUCCUAUAAAGUGCGUAGUAAUUUCAUUUACUAGCUACCAAGUCUAUAUUUUGGGAGGUUUAGGCAUAGAAAAGUAAUAGUUACAGGCAUAGUAACUAAUUAAGCUUUCUAUAGUCCUCAAGCAAACUCAUUCCCAGCUUAGGAUCCAACUGACUUGGAAGGCAGUCAACGGCUAAAUAAUGAAUAUCGUAAAAAGUAUAAAAAUCGCGCCCUUUUCGCAUGCAUUGAUAAUUAUCUGAAAUAACGGCUUACGGUUUUGUUUUCCCCAGGUCAUUUGAUUAAUCCUGUUUCUUGGCAAGGAUGUCACCGCUAUUACCAUAUUUGGAAUUCACCCUUUUUUUGAUCAGCCUCGUUUCUAAGACGACCGUAGGCUUCAACAGUUGCCGUGCCAAUGUUUCAUAUAAAAAUCACGCGCUCGUUGGACACGCAUUACAGACCCUGAAGAAUAAGCGUUUUGAGAGCUGUACAUAUUCUUGUGAGCUAGAUUUGCAGUGCUUCAGUGUCAAUUACGUACCAACACUCCAAAUCUGCCAGUUAAAUAACGCUUCGAAAAGUUUUUUUCCUGGCGACUUUGUAAAACAGAAAGGAACGAUCUACAUGGAAAUGGUGAUUCGCGAGUAUCACCCUUGUAACAGCAUGCGCUGUGAGAAUGGAGGAACGUGUGUCACUAGACCGACUGUGAUGUGCCGGUGUCAUGCCAGAUUCAGCGGACUUCAUUGUGAAAGUAAGAAGAUUUCCUUGUUAAAGUAGGUUAAAUUCUCUUGUCUUAAAUGACAAAUCUUGGGAAAUUUCGAAUCGGUAAUUGGCUUCCCUUAAUUAAUGAUUCAAUAGCUGACAUUUCCACCUCUCAUGAUAGCGCAAACAGAGUUUCUCCAAAGUGACGGUGCACCUUUUUGCUUAGAGUUUAAAUAAGCCUAUUGGAUAGUUUGCGUGUUAGAAUUCCUUUAUACCAGAAAAAAUGACACGCGGGUAGAGGGAUCACCCGCCUACCUACUGAUACCCUGGGCGAGCCAACAUUUCAUACAUUUCCUUACAAAACGUGGUGAAUCGUUUACAUGAGAAACAAGAAGAAGCAAGGUUCACCCUCUUAACCGUGUUCGCCUGCGAGCAAGAUUUCCGGGGCGCUCCGGCGGCGGGGGGGGGGGGGGGGGGGAGGACGGGAAAAGAAAGGAGAGCUUGCAACUCCGUCGCUGGAAUUUGAAUUCCACCUCCAAUUCCCCUGUUGCUCCCCGUCGGACUGAGCUGUCAGAUUUCCGCGAAUCAGCGGGCAGCGGAAACUAGCGCGAAUUAUCAAGCAUUAAAAAACACGGGCUAAGGGUAAUGAUGUCAUUAAUUAUGUCAUCUCCGUCAAUCAGCAUUUCGCAUCGACUUUUUCGAUGCAGAUAUUCAAUUUAUUCACUCCUGUUCCCGCCCAACCGCCAGGGCGCCCAGAAGAACUUGCUCGCAUGUUAAGGUAUCAGCCACCCUUCAGGACAGUCCGCGCGCGGAUCACUGUAGCGUUAGUUGUUUUUGUAAAAACCCCUAUAAACCAUAUAUUUUUUAAAAGCUUUUAAGCUUUUAAAAUCCAUAAUCACAAUUCCAGAUUAUGGAUUUGAACUAACAAAAACGAUUUACUUAAAUGUGUUUCGAAAUUGGAACGCUUUGUGUAAAAGUACACGUCUCUAUAAAUCAUGUUCCACUCCCGCCGGAAAUAAACGGAAGAAAACAAUUAACACCGCAUUCGCUUCUAAACACGUUCCACUAAAAAACCGUGUCUGAGAUUUUUGACAAGUGGGUUUGCUUUUCUUUUAUUAGCAAAUGGAAAAAUGGCAAUUUUAAGGGUGGCUGAUACCUUAAGCCGUGCGAACUUUUCUCCGUAUAAACAAGUUGGCUCCCUCAUCCGGGUCAACUCUGUCAAGGCGAGACAAUCAGAGCAUACCGAGCGUUGUUGGAUCAGGCAAAGGGAUAAACGUUUUCUCAUAUAGACGCUUUCUUGAGUUAAAUCGGCUGGGAUGGUUAUCCUUCUUCUCAAUAUUGCCACAAAAGAAACAAUAAUGUUUCCUAUGAAUAAAGCAAUAUUUGCUCAAGAGACACAAAACAGGAUUAGAAGGGAUUACUUUGACCAAUGACACCAGAAGGGGAUAAUGACUUCCUACAAAUUAACUGACAAGUGUCACAAGACAUUUUAAGUUAUCAGAAAGCCUUGGAAAUGACACCCGUUGUAUUCUAAUUGACCCAGAGAAACCCUGCCUAGUUGUAUAAUUCAGUCUACCCAAUGAUAGCCUGUUCAUAGAGCCUCUAUUUUCUGCCACCUCUUUUAACUAACUAAGAAGAAAACCUAGUGGAAAAUAAGUAAACCCGGUGAUUUUUUGCUCCGAAACCCCUCUGAAUAUAUAGAUCCAGCACGGUCUGUUACAGAGGGGUGUGAAAUGCGUUUCCUUCUUGUAUAACCAAAGAAAUCGCGAAAUUGUUUUCGACACUUAACUAGAAGACCGAUCUGAAAAAAAAAAAAAAAAAAACAUUACUUCUCAUUAGUUUCUCAAUCAGCCCUUGGUAUGGAAAGUGGAGCCAUUCCAGACGACAAGAUUACAGCUUCGACAUUUAAGGCAGGCUACGAGGCGAGAAAGGCGAGGCUAAAUAGAAAUUCCUGUUGGAUGCCUAUGGACGAUAAAAACACUGAAUACAUCAAGAUAAAUUUUACUUCCGUGACCAAUGUUAGUGCCAUAGCGACCCAAGGUGCGCCAAAUGACGGUUGCUGGGUGACAAGUUUCUCCUUGCAGUGGUUCGUUAAUAACCAACUUGUAACGGACAGAAAGGUACAAAAUAUAGCCUACCAAAACAGAUGUUUCUUCUCGCUCCUCGUCGCUGGGGACGUUUACAAAACAGCGGUGCAGGGCUUGGGACUGUCCUGAAUCCGGUAAAGUAUUGGACGAUAAAUUUUUUUAAUUUUACGAAUGGAUGCCCAAAGGCAAAGUAAACAGUGAAUCAUCCUUUGCGAAAAGUUCUUGGAGUUCUCCCUUUGCAAAUGAACACCUCCAAAAUCGACCCUGAACAAAUUUGCAUUUGAAAACUCGGAAAAAUUCUGUAAACAUUAACUUACGUCAUCAGAAUGGAAUUUCUGUUUGUGACGUUCCUCCUCGCAAUGGGGAAUGGGGCAGGUAGGGUAUACAAAACAAGGGUGCAGGGCUUGGGAAAAAAGCCCCACAAAUGCAAAAGUGUCCUCAAGAAUUUUGUCCUUGAUGGUAGAAACUUUCAAGAGUUUUCUGUUUUCGAUCCUUACUCUUAAGACCGUAUUCCUCAGGCAGACGUUGCGGCUUUGGCGGGUGGCAGGAUCGGGGAAAAUACCACAUUUUGUUUGAAAAACUGAUUAUUUUGAAAGAAAUUAAAGGGUAGUUACAGAUAUAAAUGUACAGUUUUUCGGUAGUUUCUUAUUUACCUCGUUCCUUUGCUUUGUUUUUGUAUCUUGUUUGUGUUUUUUAUUUAUAUCUUCGACAUUUUUGAGGUACGCACACGGGUACAUAGGCUGGCGUACAGGUAGUUGCAACCCUAUCUUGUGUGAGCAAGAUAGCAAUCACCACCGCUUUUUAUACACCGCCAAAUGGUUACACAUCAGUUCUAAUCAUCAUUGUUAGUACCAUGAAAUCAUGGCUGACAAAUUACUCAUCAUGUUAGCCGUGAAAGGUUACCAUUAAUAUAUAAUUGUGCGCUAUGUCAACGUUUUUAUAUCUCAGCGCUAAGAUGGCGUCCAGGUUGAGUUCGGAAUAAGGAUGUUACGGCACAAAAAGACGCUGAAGAAAAACUAAACACGCCGCAAUAGAGCACAAUCAUAAAGAGCAAAAAGGAUUCUGUAAUGGGCUUUUUCUUAAAAAGUUUCUAUGCCGCCGGGAAGUUCUUGAUGCGAUUGCGGCCUCAAAUUUGUUAUUUCUGCCAUAAGCGUUUAGUUACUUUUCUACUUCUCUAAAUUCUAGACUACGAAUAGUCCCCCAUUUGUCCUCAGCGAUAGUAGAACGAGCGUGGGGUGAUUUUCUCGCGCGCUCGCGUUUCGCUCGCUCUACUAUCCCUGAGGAAAAAUGCGGACUACUCGUAGCCUACUAAAUUUAACCCCUUUAACGGGGUUUGACGGUAUUAAUCGGCUCUUUUAGUUAUACUUGUGUUGUUUUGCAUUAAAACAGUCAUACCAGGCAAAUGAGGACAAGAACACAGUUGUUAAAAACACGUUAGCAGCUCCAAUCCAAGCUAUUAUGAUACGCAUCCACCCAGAAAGGUGGUAUUCCUGUAUAGCAAUGAGACUCGAGCUGUACGGAUAG